AUGUUAAUUGCAGUUAUAACAGACAAUAGAAAUUUAAGCCAUACUGUGAGUGAAGAACGAUUAAUUACUUCCAGUUUCUUGACAUCUUUUGAUGACAUUUGGCAAUGCAAUAGAUUAGAAAAAGGGAUAAACAAACAAAAUGUUCAAUGUAGACAGCAACAGCUGAAAAUCUCUGGAGAAAAAAGUCGAGAAUCUGGACCCUCGCUCAAUCCAUCGUCACUACGUUCUGGGGUCACGAUACAUUCACAGCGAGAGAAAAAAGGUCAGAAAACGUUUACUUCGAAGCGUUUUGAAUAUUAUUGA
Clunio marinus is the source of this 303-nucleotide messenger RNA. The record is from the annotation of a GenBank genome assembly. Lineage: Eukaryota; Metazoa; Arthropoda; Insecta; Diptera; Chironomidae.